AUGGCAGAGGACACAAGUCACAAUGCGGUAAUCAGAACAAAUGACUAUGACAAUAAGAAACGAGUUUCUUUUACUGCCCGCUCAGAUCCCUUUUCUACACAAUUCAGCCAGAAACUUUUAAAGGAUCGGAAAGACAAAACAAGUUGCAUUAAAAGAGAAAGAGAACAGAAUAAUUAUGAAAAACAGCAUUUAUUCGUUAAAACGCAAAAGCACCCGCAACUUCUUCGAAGACCCUUACCUCCAAAAUUCUUUAAGCUGUCUUUAUGUAAGAAGAAAAUCCAUACGGCCAAGACUGGUGAAACUAAGUCACCACAUGUAGUGUUCACUCAAGAUGAAACCAUUUCAAUUAAAAGAGAUAAAACUAGUUUUCCUGAUGUUGUUUCAAGAAAUAAAUCACCAAUACCUGUCAAAAUUCAAAAUUUAUGUUUUGAUUAUCAUGUACAAGAAAGAAUGACUACAAUUUCAACACGCCCAAAAUCUACUAAGAAUGUCCACUGGCACAUUCCAGAUACUGCUACUGGUUCCGUAUUUUUCCCAAGUUGUUAUUCAGCUUCCACUCGAGUUUUUGGGAAAGAAACAUGCCAAAUAAAAAGAUCAAGGAAGUCAAAAAAGAUGGUAAAAGAGGUUUAUACUAGCAAAAGUCUACCACACAUUUUAAUUCUUUCUUCAGUAUUCUCUAAGCCUCUAAUUACUUCUUGCGAAAUCAUCCCUCCCAAACUCAAGAAAGCAUACCCCAAGUAUCAACCUUUGCCGAAGAGCCCAAGCUAUACUUAUCAGCACAUCUUGACAGAUUUCAGUGAAAUAGUGUUAAGCCCUCUACCUAGUAAUGCAUCUGCUAAACCGGAAAGCAAUAGGCCUGACAAUUUAACACAAAGUUCUGCAUGGAAACUAGGUGUUGCUCAAUUUCCAGAUGGCAUUUCCCUACCAACACCAGUUUUACCAAGAAAACCUCAUGCGCAGUCUAUAAUAGAAACUCUUGUAACAGAAAAUGAAAAUAUAGAGACUGCCCCAAAGCACAUCACUCCAAAACCAACUGAAGGAAAUACAAGUCAAGUAGUUUCAAGGAUUCUCUUACCUUACUCUGGUUUGGAGACUGCACAGGGUGAACCAAUAAGUUUUGCUGCUCUGCAAGGCUUUUUUAUCCUGAAUUGUCCAGACUUAACAUCUUUGGCUUUCCAACUGAUAUAUCUUAAUUUAUCAUUUAAUGAUCUUUGUUACUUUCCCACAGAAGUAUUUUGUCUUAAAAAUUUACAAGUACUGAAACUGAGAAAUAAUCCUAUCAAAGAAAUUCCUUCUGAAAUUCAACAACUGAAGUACCUUAGAAUUUUUAGCAUAGCUUUUAAUUGGAUUAAUGUCCUUCCACCUGGGUUAUUUCGCUUGUCCCAUCUUGAGGACCUUGAUAUUUCCUACAAUGAAAUUAGUUUUAUUCCAAAUGAAAUCCAGAAACUCAGCACAUCCAAGUGUGAAUGGUGCCACGGUCCCAAGUUUGGCGAAGGUUUUCGUAUCAUCCGAUCCUAUGAUAUUUUUGGAGUAUUACAGCUUCCUGUUAUGUUUCAUGUCUGCUCUUCUUACUGCUAUAGAAAAGUAAACGAAAGCAGUUUUAUUUUAAGUAGCACUCCUGAUAAAACAAUAGCUCUAAAUUUGGAGUUGACAAAAGAAUGA
Propithecus coquereli (Coquerel's sifaka) is the source of this 1662-nucleotide messenger RNA. It is a transcript of the gene LRRC63, whose product is annotated as leucine rich repeat containing 63. Gene Ontology annotation, molecular function: protein binding. Lineage: Eukaryota; Metazoa; Chordata; Mammalia; Primates; Indriidae. The record is from RefSeq and is a predicted model, not a curated record. The transcript has 9 exons. Bases 1 to 1662 code for a protein of 553 amino acids.